This is a messenger RNA of Scylla paramamosain (green mud crab), 1904 nucleotides long. RefSeq names its product zwei Ig domain protein zig-8-like. Gene Ontology annotation, biological process: synapse organization. Gene Ontology annotation, cellular component: neuron projection membrane. Bases 851 to 1699 code for a protein of 282 amino acids. The transcript is spliced from 7 exons. The record is from RefSeq and is a predicted model, not a curated record. Lineage: Eukaryota; Metazoa; Arthropoda; Malacostraca; Decapoda; Portunidae.
GGCGGCAAGGAGGCGAGUCCGGUGCUUCGUGCAAAAUCCUUCCGCGCAGCUUGCAUCAAGGCUCAUGUCACACAGACUAUGAGCAUUGCUAUAAAUUUAUACAUUUGCCUCUUUCAGCAGUCCCCAGUCGUCAUCUCGGGCGUCCGCUCAUCGCCGUAUCUUCCGCAGUGGUGGAAUAGCUAAUAGUGUGAGCAUGGAGAAUAAAGGCGUGGGGUGGAGCGAUGCGGCGGUGGGAUGCUGAGAGGUGCCGCGCUGCAGAGUUCUCAGUCUGCUGUGGGAAGUGAGAGAGAUGAGUAGUGGUGCGUCGGGAGCUGUGUUGUUACAUGCAGCACGCUUUUCACGGAAUACUUUACAAUCACAUGAACUGAACACCUUGAAUCCCGUGAUUAUUUAGUAUGAUGGAAGCAUUGCCGUUUAUGGCAUUAAGAGCGGAAUGGUUUGUGUAUGAAAACAGCAGAGAAAACUGUUCAAAUACUUUACAAUAGAAAACUGUACUCGUUAGUUCGCAUUGUUGAAUGUGUUGAAAGACAACACAUUUAUGUGCUCCAGUCUCUUCAACAUUUGCUGGCAAGCAGCUCCUGUCCAUUACUGUCCGCAACACUCAGAAGCUACUUAUAUAUUGACUGACGAACACACUCACACAUGUAUUUUUUAUCUUUCUUACUUUGGGUGUAAGACAUUCAGCGUGAAGAACAGGUUGCCAGCCUGGGAAGAAAAUAACUAUCAUAGUCCUUACGUGGCUAAGGAAUAACUUGGAUCACUCUGGAAAAACUUGCCGCUUACAGUGUUGUUAUAAGCACCGGUACAUGUGAAGAGAGUGGUCGGCUGGCGAGCAGUGAGCGGCCACAGGAUGAGGGGGCAAGAAGGACAUCCAUCACGCCUCGCCUUGCUUGGCUGCCUGGCGUCUUUGUGUGUGGCGAGCGUGAAGGGCUUCGCCACGCAGACAGCAUGGACAACACAAACUUUAGAAAGCAUUUCCCUCGCCGACAAUCCCUCGCCCCAAGGACCUAUUUCUGAACAGGAACGUCCUACUACCACACACGGUAUUACUGAGGAUGCACCGUACUUUGUCUCACCGCCGCUCAGCUCCGUCAGAACCAGGUUGGGCCGGCCCGCCGUACUCACUUGCGUAGUUAAGCACUUGGGAAACAGACAGGUCUCAUGGAUCAGAGGUCGGGACCUGCACGUGCUCAGCUACGGCCAGGUGACAUUCUCUUCGGACGCAAGGCUCAGCGUGUCUCAUUCCGAAGACUCAUGGACACUCACCAUAAAAUUUUCACAGCCCCGCGACGCCGGCGCCUACUCGUGCCAGGUCAACACUCAGCCACCGCAAGCCGUGUGGUACAACCUCACCGUUAUAGAGGCGCGGGCCAACAUCCUGGGAAAGGAGACGCUGUACCUACAGUCUGGCAGCACCAUCUCCCUGCAGUGUGUCAUCAAGGAACAGCUCGCCAUCCCAGUUUCAGUGCUUAGAAAAAUCCUGUUUGUUGUCGGAUAUGUACAGUACUUGGGAGGUUCUGUCUAUUGCGGCAGGUCUGGUGCUCUGGUAUCAGGACGACCAUUUAGUGGAGCGACAGUCAUCGAGGAUAAAAGUGACCACGAGAGUAACCAACGUCACUACCAGUACUCUGACUGUGGAGGCUGCGAGGCUACAGGACUCCGGCAACUACUCGUGCUGGCCUUCUGCUGGCCGACCUGACAGUGUCCUCGUGCAUGUUAUUCAAGGGGAUCCACCGGCAGCCAUGCAACACGGCAGCUCCGCUCCGGGAGCAUGUCCCUUCCUGUUGGUGCCCAUGAUCCUCACCUCACUCAUGUUUCUCCUGACGUGACCCUGAAGCUAUAUUUGCUCGCCGUCAUAUCCACCCUCCCGCCAGGGUGACACAGAUCUAUCCCUCUUUCUAACA